GUGGCAGCACAUCCGGAAGGUGGGGUCUUCGUUGUAGCGGUUUGUUACCGUUUGGAAGUCGGCAUACAUUGAACUCGUUGUCUUCUACCAUAUGCACUCUCCUGGAUAGUAUCAAGCAAAAACAACAAUUCAAUUCCUCUUCUGGUCCUGCAAAGAGGAAGUGGAGGGAGAGCAGAGGCAGGAACUUGGGACAGGUGGCGCCAGGUGUGUUUUCGGGGCAGUAACCAGGAAGAGCGUGUGCGUGCGUGUGUGUGCGUGUGGUUGUGUGUGUGCGUGUGUGUGUAUGUGUGCGCGCGCACGAGAGAGGGAAACCGAGGGAUUCAGCGAUGGCUAACAGCAAGAGCAAGAACCAGAGCUCUCUGGCCCUGCACAAGGUCAUCAUGGUGGGCAGCGGAGGAGUGGGCAAAUCGGCCCUCACGCUGCAGUUCAUGUACGACGAGUUCGUGGAGGACUACGAGCCCACCAAGGCGGACAGCUACAGGAAGAAGGUGGUGCUGGAUGGGGAGGAGGUCCAGAUCGACAUCCUGGACACGGCUGGCCAGGAGGACUACGCCGCCAUCAGGGACAACUACUUCCGCAGCGGCGAGGGCUUCCUGCUCGUGUUCUCCAUCACGGAGCAAGAGUCCUUCAGCGCCACCGUGGAGUUCAGGGAGCAGAUCUUGCGGGUGAAGGCAGAGGAGGACAAGAUCCCCUUGCUGCUGGUGGGGAACAAGUCGGACCUGGAGGAGCGGCGGCAGGUGUCCGUGGACGAGGCCCGCGGCAAGGCAGAGGAGUGGGGCGUCCAGUACGUGGAGACCUCUGCCAAGACGAGGGCUAACGUCGACAAGGUGUUCUUUGACCUCAUGCGGGAGGUGCGAGGCAAAAAGAUGUCGGAAAACAAGGACAAAAACGGCAAAGGAAAGAAUAAGAAGAACAAGAAGAGCUUCAAGGAAAGAUGCUGUUUACUGUGAACUUGUUUUCUGUGCAAACCGUAAAACACACACACACACACACACACACACACACACACACACACACACACACACACACACACACACACACACACACACACACACACACACACACACACUGACACACACACACACACACUGUGUAUGUCUUGGGAAGGAGUUCAAACAUUGAAGGCACCCCUUCACCCGGACCUCUCCCGUGUUGCUCAUGUUGAAUCAAAUAUGUCUGUAUGUUUGUUGAGUUUUUUAACAGCUGCUCGUGAUAAUGUCUAUCGAACAAUCUUAAACCACUUUUUUAAACCAUGCAAAAGGAAGGUAACCACUAAUUUGAGACUGUGACUUGUGAUGGCUUGGAAGAGGCCAAAUGACCAAUUGUCUGCUGAUUUUCUCCAGAUUGACUUUAGACCUUUCUUACGCCAACUCGAAUAUACUGCCAACGAUCCCUAGUUUCAUUUAUUGCUGUGCACUUUUCCUUCCCACUUUUUUAACAUCCAGUAAGCUUAGAUUCACAAUCAACUACUUUCCUGGGAUCUUUUAAGCCUAAUUCUGUACCUGUGUACCUGCUGUUUCAAUGAAAUUCAUACAUUUUACUUUCCAAAUAUAAUGGUACACUUUUAAUAUUCAGAUGUUCUAUUGACUCAUUAAACUUUUCUAGGUUUUUCUUGUAAAUACAAAACACAAUUUCGACCCAGGUAAACAUCUUCUGCUUUUGGUCUUGAAUUUGUUGAGAAAAAGUCCAAGACCAAGGUCUAAUGGCAGAGUGGUGAAAUUGAAUGGAACUCUCUUCCCUCCCACAUUGCAGUUUGCAAUAACAGUGAGGGGAAAUAGUCAUUGUGUGUACUAAACCUUGCAUGGUGAAGGAAAUGCAAUCCGGAGGGCGAUCUAACCCCUGUUUCAAAGGGCGGACAUAAUUAGCCACGAUGGUUCUAUUGUUUAUCCUCCACAUAUAACCUUAAGUCUCUGUCUAAACUGCACUACAUAGGCCUUCAUUGCCAAUGCCGAAAUAAUAAAUAGCUCAAUGAAUUCAUGCUUGAGAUGUAACUUGAAUGUGCCAUCAGAAUCUUACGUCGAUAUGUCCAAAUCCUUGGUUCUCGUAUUGGAUCUUGUGUUUUUAACUCAAUGUAUGUCAUUUACUUUGUGCGUGAGUGAAUGUGAGAUGGAAACAUGGACAUUUAUCUAGUGCUACAGUGAAGUGUUUUACACUUGCCUAAAUCAAGUGUUCUCCAUUACCCACGGUCUAUCAUUUUAUUGUUUGCUCUUUCUACUGAAACAGCAAGAGUAUGAUAAUCCAUUUGAAAAGACAACCUUUAAAUAUGUUGCCAAAUAAAAAAAGAUCCCUUUGUA
Messenger RNA from Gadus morhua (Atlantic cod), 2294 nucleotides. RefSeq names its product v-ral simian leukemia viral oncogene homolog Ba (ras related) (gene ralba). The transcript is spliced from 6 exons. Gene Ontology annotation, molecular function: GTPase activity; GTP binding. The record is from RefSeq and is a predicted model, not a curated record. Gene Ontology annotation, biological process: signal transduction. Lineage: Eukaryota; Metazoa; Chordata; Actinopteri; Gadiformes; Gadidae. Bases 327 to 950 code for a protein of 207 amino acids. Gene Ontology annotation, cellular component: membrane.